Cercopithifilaria johnstoni is the source of this 1944-nucleotide messenger RNA. NCBI's taxonomy places the organism in Eukaryota, Metazoa, Nematoda, Chromadorea, Rhabditida, Onchocercidae. The record is from the annotation of a GenBank genome assembly.
AUGUCGAGUGAGUCAUCCCACUCUCCAGUCUUGCGCAAUGCAGAUGAAGAGCAAAAUGAAUUGAUGAACAAAGUGGCUUCGAUUAUAAUACGUCUGGAAAUACAAACUGGUGCACCGUUUAUUCAGUUCGAGUCUGCCGGUUUUAACGAAGUGAAAAGUGAGGCACGACCUGAAAAGAAAUUAAUGGCUGAAAGGAAGAAACACAAAAAAGUGGAUGGGCGAUCAAAAAUUGAAGGAGACGCGUCGUUACUACCAACUUCCAUGAAUAAGGUUGAGCGAGCAUCGGUGCAAGCACAAUGCUUAGGCAAUCGGGAAUACACUGAAGUAAUUGUGCAAACUUUCUCUAAGGAUCAAACAGCAUUGAAUAAACAGAAACCCCUCACUCCCGAUGGUCAAGAGAACCCUUCAUCCAUACAAACAAUUGCUUCCGGUUCUUCUCCUUCUUUAAAAGCGACUAGUGAAGGAUCGGAUCCAAUCGGAUGUGCUAAACCUCGAGGGCCAGGGAUGAUUCUUUCAUUAUCACAAACGCUAGAUGUAUGCAAUAUCUCAUUCUUCUCCGGAAAUCCAUUUGUCGAAAAAACAUCGGGGAUUCUUCAUUUUUACAAAAAAAAAGAAACGAACUUAACAGCUGCAAGAGGUGAUUGUUCAGUACUUUGCAUGUUAGGAGUUCCAUCGUUACUUUCAUGUCGCGAGUUGCUAAGAUUUAUUGCUCCAAGUUCACAGUAUAUUACUGCAAUGAAAGUGAUACGUGAUUCAACACCAAAUCAGUAUAUGGUUAUCAUUAACUUCCGCUCUCAUGAUGCUGCUGUUCGUUUUUAUGAUGAGUACAACGGUAUGACGUAUAAUGCAAUUGAACCAGAAGUGUGUUCCCUUGUCUUCGUUGAAAAGAUCGAAUCGGUUCGUGAAGAAGCUGGUGGUAGUCUGCCUGUUGAAAACAUAACAGAACUACCAACAUGUGCGGUUUGUCUGGAGCGUAUGGAUGAUGGUGUGCUGACUAUUCUAUGUAAUCAUACUUUUCAUGCUGAAUGUUUAGAACAGUGGACAGAUACGACAUGUCCAGUAUGUCGGCAUAGUCAAACUCCUGAAUUGGUGGCAGAUCAGAAGUGCUCUGUCUGCGGAAGAACUACAGAUUUGUGGAUAUGCUUAGUUUGCGGAAAUAUUGGUUGCGGUCGAUAUGUAGAAGGUCAUGCUUAUAGACAUUUUGAAACAACUUCACAUACAUUCACUUUGGAAAUUGGUGGUGAGCGUGUAUGGGAUUACGCGGGUGACAAUUAUGUGCAUCGCUUGAUACAGAGCUCACCUGACGGUAAAAUGGUCGAAUACAGGAGAGGCGGUGUUAGUGAUAGUGAUGAAAAUCCAGGCGAAAAGUUAGAGUCAAUUCAGUUGGAGUAUACUUGCUUGCUUACGAGUCAACUGGAAUAUCAAAGAAUAUUUUACGAGACCAAAAUGAAUGAACAAGAACGACUAUUUAGCACGUUAGAGAAGCAUAACCAGGCUCAGGUUGACAAUCUUGAAAGAGAAGUCGAUGAAAUACGACAGGAAUGCGAUGAAUUGAAAAAAUCGUUAGCUUCCUGCACACAACAACGACGCACUAUUGAAAAAAAGCAACAAAAUACUCAAAAUAAAUUGAACAAAACACUGGCAGAAUUGGAGGAGGAACGUGCUUUAAACAAGUUAUUACGAUCCGAUCAGGAAAAGUGGUCUACAAAAUUGGCAGAAAUGGAAGCGAAAAAUACCAGUUUACAUGAAAAAUACGUUGCAACGGUGAAUGAUCUCAGUGAACAAAUUCGUGACUUAAUGAUGCACUUCGAUGCUGAAGCUAAAAUACAGAACGCAGUUGAAACGAAUGAAAUUACUGAAAAGGAGGUUAAUGAAAGUAGCGUAGUUGUGGCAGAUCCUCCCCAGCAUAUUCCAGUAAGAAACCGCAGGCGUAAGAAGAAAUAA